UCCAGUCCCGCACCUGACACCGACACUGAGAAGCAAUGGCCGCGACCUGCUGCUGGGGAAGGAGCGGCCUCUCGUCACUCACUCGGGCCCUUCUGGAGGCGGAGAAACGGCAGUGCCGAGCGCUUGUCAGGACUGGAAAGAAGCCGCAAGGGAUCCGCUAUUUAAGCUCCUGUGGGAUUUUGGCCUCGCGCUGCCCCAAACUACCUCGACCUGCAUCACCUACCCACAUACAGGGGCGCACAUUCCUGAACCUCGCCGCUCCACUACUGGGGAGCAAACGCAUUGAAUACUCUGAAUCCAAGGUGCUCGGCUUUUCCAUAGAGCAGAUGUACGACAUUGUAGCGGAUGUGCAAAAUUACAAGAUCUUUGUGCCUUGGUGCAACCGUUCCAAAGUUUUAUCCUGUAAAAAAGGGGUGACGAGGGCAGAGCUGGAGGUGGGAUUCCCCCCAGUGGUGGAGCGUUAUGUGUCCGAAAUCUCUGUAAUACCUCUGCACCAAGUACGGGCUGUCUGUUGUGAUGGAAAACUGUUCAAUCACCUGGAGACUGUAUGGAGAUUCAGCCCGGGGUUAUCUGGGCGCCCUGACACCUGCACACUGGACUUUUGUGUCUCCUUUGAAUUCAAAUCUCUCCUCCACUCUCACUUGGCCAGUGUCUUCUUUGACGAGGUGGUGAAACAAAUGGUUUGUGCGUUUGAGAAGCAAGCGGGCCGAAUUUAUGGGAGGCAAGAGGUACCACUGGCAGCGGCAGCAAAGCUCCGAGCCAUGCGAUAAGGAAACGAUAACAGGAUUUCCCACUUCUUAAUGAACUGCUAAAAGUCCCAUAUAACAAUGGCUGGAGAGGCCUCUCUCUGGGGUACAGCACAGAGGCCACUGUGGGUCAGACCUGACUUGGCAAUAGACUUUACUUCUUUGCAUACUGGACCACCUCAACACAUUGCACAUACCUCUUCCUUUAUAUUUAUUGAACUGGACCACUUUAAAUUGUUAAAUUAUUUCAAUUGUUUCAAUUCUUUUUGUAAAUGUUGAAUAUUUAAAACCUUUAUAGAAGCCUUUUGUGGCUUACAGAGAAGCCCGUCAUUAAAACGAUGAUGGUUAUUUUGUAUAUUUAAAACACUGGUCUAAUGUACAUACUAUUUUAGACUCUAAUUUUAAAAUGUAAAAUAAACGUAUAUUAAUAGUU
Messenger RNA from Xenopus laevis (African clawed frog), 1179 nucleotides. RefSeq names its product coenzyme Q10B L homeolog (gene coq10b.L). Gene Ontology annotation, biological process: cellular respiration. The record is from RefSeq and is marked provisional. Gene Ontology annotation, cellular component: mitochondrial inner membrane; mitochondrial membrane; mitochondrion. Gene Ontology annotation, molecular function: ubiquinone binding. NCBI's taxonomy places the organism in Eukaryota, Metazoa, Chordata, Amphibia, Anura, Pipidae.